GAACUACAAAAUCUCUGAAGAGAACUGGAUACUGACAACGAGCAGGGAGAUUCCUCAGCUGUGCACUCUUCUAAAAGAGAAACUGCUUUUGAGGGCUGGGGAAGAUGACAGGAGCAAAAAGGAAAAGAAAUGCAGUCUGCAGGAAGAUGCAGGCUGUUCGCUUUGAAGAUAUCAAAAUCUGGUGUAUGAGAAGGCUGCCCAUCUUGAAAUGGAUGCCUGUCUACAAUUGGAAGGAAAACUUGAUUCCUGAUACCGUUUCUGGGAUGAUGCUAGCCAUCCAACAGGUGACUCAAGGGCUGGCCUUUGCUAUUCUGUCUUCAGUCCAUCCGGUUUUUGGUUUAUAUGGCUCUUUCUUCCCUGUCAUUAUAUAUGCCAUAUUUGGAAUGGGACGUCAUGUUGCAACAGGAACUUUCGCUUUAACUUCCUUAAUAUCUGCCAAUGCUGUUGAGCGUCUUGUUCCUUCAGCCAGCGCUAAUUUCACUGCAAACAAUAAUUCAGGAGUUUUGGGCCUAUCAGAGUUCGAAAUGCAGAGGAUUGGUGUUGCAGCAGCAGUGUCAUUUUUAGGAGGAAUCAUCCAGGUAGUGAUGUUUAUGCUGCAGUUGGGCAGUGCCACACUCUUAUUAACAGAACCAGUGAUAAGUGCAAUGACAACAGGAGCAGCUACACAUGUUGUGACUUCACAAGUGAAGUAUCUGCUGGGAAUGAAAAUGCCAUAUAUAUCGGGACCACUGGGAUUUUUUCAUAUUUAUGCCUACAUAUUUGAGAAUAUCAGAUCAGUUCAGUUGGAAGCUCUACUUCUCUCCUUGCUGAGCAUUGCAGUGCUUGUUCUUGUUAAAGAACUAAAUGAGAAAUUUCAGAAAAACAUUAAAGUUGUUCUUCCCAUCGACCUCCUUUUGAUAAUUGCUGCAUCCGUUGCUUGCUACUAUGCUGAUAUGGAAUAUGUCUAUGGGCUAGAAGUUGUGGGACAUAUUCCUGAAGGGUUACCCUCUCCAAAACCACCACCCAUGAAUGUCUUGCCUGAAGUAGUCACUGAAGCUUUUGGAGUAGCGCUGGUUGGUUAUGUAGCAUCACUAGCUCUUGCCCAAGACUCUGCUAAAAAAUUUAAAUACACUGUGGAUGACAACCAGGAAUUUUUGGCUCAUGGCCUCAGCAAUGUGAUUCCUUCAUUUUUCUUUUGCAUACCAAGUGCUGCAGCGAUGGGACGGACUGCACUUUUGUACAGUACGGGCGCCAAAACACAGGUUGCUUGCCUUAUCUCUUGUGCAUUAAUUCUUGUGGUGAUAUAUGCAAUUGGACCUAUGCUGUACUGGCUGCCUAUGUGUGUGCUAGCAAGCAUUAUUGUUGUGGGCUUGAAGGGGAUGCUAAUACAGUUCCGGGAUUUAAAAAAAUAUUGGAAUGUGAAUAAAGUAGACUGGAGCAUAUGGGUUAGUACCUACAUAUUUACAAUAUGCUUUGCUGCUAACGUGGGACUGUUGUAUGGUGUUCUCUGCACUAUAGUAAUUGUGAUUUUCCGCUUUCCCAGAGCAAAGACACUGAAUUUGAAAAACAUGAAAGAAGUGGAAUAUAAAUACAAACCGGAAGAUAAUUGUGAAUCAUUAAAACAGGUAAACAUAGUUUCAGUCAACAACCCAUUAGUCUUUUUGAAUGCCAGGAAAUUUCAUGCUGACCUGACAAAGAUAAUGCAAAAGGAUAACAGGAGCAGCGGGGCAUGUGAAGAUGUAAACAAGAGUGAGCAGAACACAUUGCUGUGUUCAUUUUCCAAUGGAAGUUGUCAUGGUGAAUCGUUGCAGUCAUGUCACAGUGAGCAACGUGUUUUGAUAUUAGAUUGCAGUGGGCUGAAUUUCUUUGACUACACUGGAGUCUCAGUGCUGCUUCAGAUUUACAUGGACUGUAAAAGCAGACACAUCGAUGUGUUGCUAGCGCACUGCAAAGCUUCCUUGAUAAAAGCAAUGCAGUACGGUGGAAAUCUUGAAUCUGAAACUCCUGUCUUCUUUGAAUCUAUUUCUUCAGCCAUCGAUGCCAUUCAGAUUCACAGGAAUUACAGCAAGUUCAGUGAACAGAGUGAAAUGUGAUGUCAACUCAUUGAAUAUGGAUAGUUUCAUCUGCUCAUAUUCAGAAUUAACUACACCACGGUUUCUCCUUAGUUUUUUUCUCCGAGGGAUCUCAUAGAUGAUCUUUUGUAUGCCAUAUAUAUUUACUACAUUCAGUAAUGACAGAACUGCCAUUCAGAAAACAAAAAAUCUUUCAGCUGCCAUCAGGCAGAGAAUGUCCAUGCAAUUGUUCUAUAGUAAGCUUAUAUAAUAUUUUUAAAUAGAUUUAGAUACAAAUUAUUAAAAAGCAGACAUGAGGUACAGGCUGUGUUUACCAGUGAGGUAUAUUCUUUUAAAUAUCUUCUAUUGUAACAUUAGUUGUAAUAUGCAUCUGUAGUUUUGUGUAUGGAAUAGAGACAUUAUGAAUUCUUAAAAGCAUUGCGUUAUAUUUGGUACAGUACAUGCAGGAAGCCAUAUACCAGUGCUGUGUCUAAUGGCUUUACUUACCCUUUCUUCUGUUCGAGACAGCCAUUUGCAAUAGCAGCACCAUAUCACAGCUAACAUACGCUUCUAUUUUUUGUACUUGGUUUUGCAUGCUUUUUAAUGCCUGCCAAGGUCAGUGAAAGCACUGUAUGUUCAGAAAAGGUGGAUGUAUGCUGGCUAAGUGCACUGGCUUGUCUCCCCCUUUAGAAGUUGUCAAAAGUUAUUAUUACAGUUUGCUACAUUUUCAAAGCCACAGGUAUCCUUUAGCUCAGAUCAAAGAGAAAAAUCUGGCAAUAUUUUUCCAAAACUUGUUCUUGUUUCCAGCAUAGAGUAGUCUUCAUUUCCAGUUAGAGCUGUGAUUUGUUUGGUGUAUGAAAUCUUCAGCUGUGGCAGCUGAGGGAUGACAGUGGAGAGAUA
Messenger RNA from Pezoporus flaviventris, 2930 nucleotides. It is a transcript of the gene SLC26A7, whose product is annotated as solute carrier family 26 member 7. The coding region runs from base 105 to 2072 and encodes 655 amino acids. The record is from RefSeq and is a predicted model, not a curated record. Gene Ontology annotation, molecular function: sulfate transmembrane transporter activity; oxalate transmembrane transporter activity; bicarbonate transmembrane transporter activity. The transcript is spliced from 18 exons. Gene Ontology annotation, cellular component: membrane. Gene Ontology annotation, biological process: transmembrane transport. Lineage: Eukaryota; Metazoa; Chordata; Aves; Psittaciformes; Psittacidae.